This is a messenger RNA of Patiria miniata (bat star), 1630 nucleotides long. Its product is annotated as vesicular, overexpressed in cancer, prosurvival protein 1-like. NCBI's taxonomy places the organism in Eukaryota, Metazoa, Echinodermata, Asteroidea, Valvatida, Asterinidae. Gene Ontology annotation, cellular component: cytoplasmic vesicle membrane. The transcript is spliced from 5 exons. The coding region runs from base 381 to 1079 and encodes 232 amino acids. The record is from RefSeq and is a predicted model, not a curated record.
AAUUAGUAUUAUUCUCAUCAUCCACCGAUGGCUGUCCUAAUUAGGCCCGUUGCAUAUUAUUAUACGCAACCUGCCAAACGCUACGACAACCUUGCAUGCGGAGGAUUGAGUGAAUAAAUUAACAUAAUUAUCCGUUGGACCAAUCACAGCCUGCGGACGCAGCGCGCCGUUAAUUAUGCUUCGUGCACGUCGUGCGUGCAGCAUCAUCGUUUAUGACAGGGAAUGAUUACGAUUUAUUUUGUCGCCAUUUUCCACACCUCUCGGCGCCUCAGAAACGAUGGUUCGUUGAUCGUAUUUUGACAGUUGUUUCCACCAUCCUUUGUCAAAAAAAUCCAAGCACUAAAUAACAGAAUUUGCGGAGGUUUUGUCAUCAUAUCGGGAUGAAUCCGAUUAUCGCUUCGUCAGUUCUCGCCGGUGCGACAUUUCUGCAGUCUUUGACGGCAGUCGUGGCGAAGCAGUGUUCUUACAGUCAGUAUGGAGAACUCAUCUACUACACAUGCCCGAAUAACAAAUAUUGCUGCGGAAGAAGCUCAUGCUGUUUCUCCAAUGAUUACUACUACAGUGUCUAUGACCUGUGGUAUUUCUGGUUCUGCCUGUGUUUCGGCAUCUUCAUCUGCUCUCUCGCUAGCGGGGCUUACUACCGCAAGCGCCAGCUACGUGGCGUGCAGGUAGCAGCGAUCCACCCGCCGCACCAUCCCGGGCACCAUGGGGGCAACACGGUGCGAGUCAUGCAUGGCCAAGGGGCGAUGGUGGGUAGGCUGGGAGCAGACGGGCUAAUGCAUCCACACCCAAGGAACGUCAUGGUGACAACUACGGACGCCUCGGGUCAACCAGCUUACCCUCCCCAAGCCUACUUCAACGGACCGGCCCCCAACUAUGCGAUGUACGGUCCGGGCGGCCCCGGCGGACCGGUCUACCCGGCUUACGCGUACCUUCCCCCGCCACCGUCAUACAGCAGUCUCGGUACCGAAGCCACGUCGCCUUCUUCCGUGGCGACAUCAUCGACAUCGUCGCCGUCAUCCUCGUCCGUGACUUCAUCCACGGGGAGCGGGUCGGAUGUACCCCCGGUGUCGGCUUAGCAUGGGAAAAUGCGAGAAAUAUCCCCAUGCUGGAAUGUAGCAGCUAGGUUUUCUUUAUUGGGGCUAGACAAAAAAAAAUUAAUUGUCUGUGGGACUUUAGAACAAACAAAAAAUAAUUGAACAAAAAUAUUUUGUAACAAAAACGAACAGUUGCAUCAAAAACGGGGAUUUUUAAUUGAUAAAAGCAAAUGCGAUAUAAUGUGCAAUAAUGUAAGGCAAAUUAGAACAAAAUACAUGCAAAUGAAGAUAUAGGCAAGUCCUACAUGAGGUCAAUACAUAUUAGUGUACAAAGUCAUACUCUUAAAUGUGCGUGCUUAAGUUAAUUGUAUUUUAUGUAUUAUAGCUUCGGUAUUUAUUUUUGAUAAUCAUAACACAUUCUUGUAUAGCGCAUUUCAGGACCGUCGGAGUUUGCAAUGCGCUUUACAAUUCAUUAACAAAUUUAUGGCUAAGGAAAACAACGUUUCAAGUAAUUAAUGUGUUUUAAGGCUGGUCUUAAACAAUUCCAGGUCAGUUAUUGAUCGCAGUGACAGUGGGAGAGAAUUCCAAAGUCU